AUGGCUGCUGCUUUCAAGACUAAAAGUUCCUAUGAAUUUGUCUUGUCUGGGAUUUCCACCCUUACCUCGACAAUUUACAGCCCACCGUUCGGAACUUCUCACGACAUGUUUUGGCAGCUAGAGUUCAUUCCUUCUUCAUCGGAAGAGCCAGACUAUUGUGCUGCUUUCUUAUUUGCGAUACCAAAUCAUGAGGAAGCAAAUACUAACUCUACUUGGGCAAGACGUAAUAACUUGAGUGCCAAACUAUUCUUGAAAAAUCCUAGGAACAAUACGCUCUACAAGAAAACGCCCGUGAAAAUGAACUCAUUUUCCGCGAAAUUAUCCGGCUGGGGAUGGGAGGCCUUCUAUAAAAAGGCAACAUUACCAGAUCAAGUGACUUUUGGGGUAGAAUUUGAAAAAGUCGAAAUUGGACUAGUCUCACAAAAAUGGCCGUUGCCGAGUAAUCCACAUCCAUAUAAUCAUGUGCCGGAUGAUUUGGUGCGUGCAUGGGAAGGUCAAUUAAAUAAUCCGCAAAGUGCGGAUGUGCAAUUUAGUGUUCAAGGAAAAAUAAUUUACGCGAAUUCUGCUAUUCUUUCAAAUCGAUCGAAAUAUUUUCGACAAAUAUUUCAAGGGUCAUGGGCUGAAUCUGCUUCUACUGACAAUAGUAUCGUAAGACCAUCUGUUACACCCUCAAUCAUCAAUAACACCAAUAACGUGAUCCCCGCCAAUACAUCGACGAUUAUUCCGGCAGAUAUUCAUCUCGUUAAUCUGUCGAAAUUCGCUCAUAAUAUUGAUGUGCCUGAUUUUCAUGACGAAACUUUUCUGGAGAUGCUUCGUUUCCUUUACACUAAUCGUGUGACAUUUGCCGAUAACAAGGAUGAAGAUACUCACACAACUGCACUUGACAUGUUUUGUAUCGCGGACAAAUACUUGAUCGAUGAUCUAAGACAACUAGCAAAACUAGAGAUAUUUAAGGAUUCAAAUGUCAAUGAUGCUGCAGAAUUUCUUUUCGGUACCGCGUGGAAAUAUCCCGAAUUGAAAGACCAAGCUAUGAAAUUUGUCGUGAGUAAUUUUGUUGCUGUACGACAGACUGCCUCGUUUAAGAAUAUUCUCGCGAACCCAAAUGAAUAUCCCGCUUAUACAGAUUUAAUGAAUGAAAUAUUCGAAGAAUUAUUUCCCGCUACAGGGAUUGAGAACACUGGAAAACCUGCAAAGGAUGAUUAA
Messenger RNA from Ambispora gerdemannii, 1203 nucleotides. Lineage: Eukaryota; Fungi; Glomeromycota; Glomeromycetes; Archaeosporales; Ambisporaceae. The record is from the annotation of a GenBank genome assembly.